Messenger RNA from Apis florea (little honeybee), 5266 nucleotides. It is a transcript of the gene Ih, whose product is annotated as hyperpolarization activated cyclic nucleotide gated potassium channel Ih. Gene Ontology annotation, molecular function: voltage-gated potassium channel activity. NCBI's taxonomy places the organism in Eukaryota, Metazoa, Arthropoda, Insecta, Hymenoptera, Apidae. Gene Ontology annotation, biological process: regulation of membrane depolarization; sodium ion transmembrane transport; potassium ion transmembrane transport. Gene Ontology annotation, cellular component: HCN channel complex; membrane. The record is from RefSeq and is a predicted model, not a curated record.
AAAGAAUUGAGCCCUGAGUGUAUAUGGAGCCCUUCGAGAACGGGAAUUGUUUAAACGGCCAACCAUCGUGUCCCAAAGAGAAUAAUCGGUGACUAGUCGUACCAAUCGUGUGCAACGUGGUGAGAGUGACAGAGAAAGGAAUAGAAAGAGAGGAGGAGGGCAUGCUCGGUAUACGAGGUGGUGUGAUCGUUUCUGAGCGAGCAACGGCAACAGCAGCAGCACAUGCUACGGUGAUCCGUAUCAAUUCGCGACUGUGAUUUCUAAGCUUAAGGUUAUAAACAAAAUAUUAAGAAAAAAAAAGAAGAGCAAGAGAGGAAGGAGAAGAGGCGGAUGAAAUAUAUAAAUUAUAUAAUAAAAAAAAAAAAGCAAGAUAGAGAAAUAUAAAAUCGUCCAUUGUGAUAUUAAGAUAUAUUAAAGGAAGAUUAGGUGAACAUGUGCGUUUAAGGAGAUGGGUGUGAAUGAAAGGGGGCGCGACACAGAGUGUGCCAGACUGAAAUGCGAGUGUAAUUAAUGGAAACAAUGGUCGAUCGCGGGGCAUGCGUUGGAUCUAUAAACUGUGAUACACUGAUAACCACACCGAAGAGAGCCUGAUGUUCGAUCACUGACGUCGAAUCGCGUGUACCGACCUAUCUGGAAACAAAGUGGGAUGAAUCGCCGGUUUCGAAUCACGUUCUUGACCACCUCGUGAUUCAUUUCGUAGUCGAUCAGCUCCAAUCGGAAAUCACCGAUCACUGCGAUCCUCGAGAUCGAGAGCGAAAGCUCGCCAUACUCGCCGGCAUCUUCCCCAUUAUCAGGCUCAACAGCGUUGAUGACGUGGAUCCUAGAGGAAGAGGCCUAGGCGUGACAGGGCCGGCAAGGAGCCGCGUGGUGGGCAGGUGAAAGGGGCACGUGGACAGGCGGCGAAAGAGAGGAGAAGAGAGCUUAGUGCAGCGUCGCCGAGGCAGUCACCAGGCAUCGUGUACCACCCCCUGGCCACGGGGGGUGGGACAGAAAGACCGUCAGCGUGGGUGCCGGUGCUGCAGGGGCGCGCCUGGCCCGUCGGCUCGCCCGCAGAUUAGCACGCCGAUUAGCGGCUAGCUCGGGCCCGUUUCGGCGUACCGGCCUGGCGACCUCGGGGGGCCUCACGUCGGCGGCGGUGGCCGUGGCGGCCACGGGGGAGCAAUCCGCUCCCCCAACAGCUGCGCCACGCCAUACCACGCCGAACGGAAGCGCGAACGGAUCGACCUCGAGCUCGAAUCGCAAGAACAGAGCCAUGUCCAUGAGGAGCCUGCACCGGCGCGUCUCUCACCCUUGCCAUGGAAAUGAGAACCGACAUGCCGCGAAACACGAAAAGCGUCCGUCACAGAAGCUCGAAACCUCCUGGCCAUUUUCCUUGGAGGGCGAGGGUGGCGGCGGUGGCGGCCGUUCCGUGGUCAGCCCUGGUGGGGGUGGAGGAGGAGGUGGAGGUCGGCGGGCACCGAGUCUACGACUGGUGAACGGAAGAGCGACUACGGGGGUCAGUUUGCACACCAGCAGCACAGAAUCCGUUCGUUCACCCCAUCACCACCUCGGCCAGCAACAGGGCGGCAACAACAACAACAACAACAACAACAACCAUAACAACAACAAUAACUGCCACGCCGGUAAUAACCCCGCCGCGAACAAUCAUCCACGGCUUAACAAAGAUGACAGCAUCAAGAUCAGCAUCGAGAACACGAACACUUGCACGGACAGCCUCGUCACUGCUCUAGACGACGAGACAUUGCUCAUCACCGAUUUCGUGGCCGACACAGGCAACGAGAUGAAUUACAAGGGCAGCGGGAAGGUCCACUUCGGAGUGGACGAUGUGUCCCUCUACGGGACGCCGAAGGAGGAGCCGGGCCCGGGUCUGCCGGGCCAGGAAGUCAAGCAGAGCUUCUUGAAGAAUCAGCUUCAGGCCCUGUUCCAGCCUACGGACAACAAGCUGGCCAUGAAGUUGUUCGGCAGCAAAAAGGCUCUGAUGAAGGAACGAAUCAGGCAAAAGGCUGCAGGUCACUGGGUCAUCCAUCCUUGUUCCAGUUUUCGAUUCUACUGGGAUCUCUGCAUGCUCCUCCUGCUGGUAGCUAAUCUGAUAAUUCUGCCAGUCGCCAUUAGUUUUUUCAAUGACGACCUAAGCACUAGGUGGAUAGCCUUCAACUGCCUUUCUGACACGAUAUUCCUCAUAGACAUUGUCGUCAACUUCAGGACAGGUAUAAUGCAACAGGAUAAUGCGGAACAAGUGAUCCUGGAUCCAAAAUUAAUCGCAAAACACUACCUCAGGACUUGGUUCUUUCUCGACCUCAUUUCCUCCAUACCACUAGACUACAUUUUCCUCAUAUUUAAUCAAUUUCAGGACUUUAGCGAGUCCUUCCAGAUCCUGCAUGCUGGCCGUGCUCUCAGGAUCCUCAGGCUUGCGAAACUGUUGUCGCUCGUUAGGUUACUACGGUUGUCAAGACUGGUGCGGUAUGUCUCGCAAUGGGAAGAGGUCUAUAUCCCCCUUUAUCAACAGCCGGAGAGGCACUACGAGCGUCGGGCGACACCGCCCCAACCAGACCGAACCAGCAAGUUCCUGAAUAUGGCGUCGGUGUUCAUGCGGAUUUUUAACCUGAUUUGCAUGAUGCUCCUAAUCGGCCACUGGAGUGGCUGCCUGCAAUUCCUGGUCCCAAUGCUCCAAGGGUUUCCUAGUAACUCGUGGGUCGCCAUCAAUGAAUUACAAGACUCGUUUUGGCUGGAACAAUACUCGUGGGCACUUUUCAAAGCCAUGUCGCACAUGCUCUGCAUAGGAUACGGAAGGUUUCCACCUCAAUCCUUGACCGAUAUGUGGCUCACUAUGCUCAGUAUGAUCAGCGGCGCUACCUGUUAUGCACUUUUCCUCGGACACGCGACGAAUCUCAUACAGUCACUCGAUUCCUCCAGAAGACAAUACCGCGAGAAGGUGAAACAAGUAGAGGAAUACAUGGCCUAUCGAAAGUUACCAAGAGAGAUGAGACAGAGGAUCACGGAGUACUUCGAGCACCGUUACCAGGGAAAAUUCUUCGACGAGGAAUUGAUCCUUGGAGAGCUUUCGGAGAAAUUAAGAGAAGACGUGAUCAACUACAACUGCAGAUCGUUAGUCGCGUCCGUGCCAUUCUUCGCCAACGCCGAUUCCAACUUUGUCUCGGAUGUCGUUACCAAAUUGAGAUACGAAGUCUUCCAGCCAGGUGAUAUCAUCAUCAAGGAGGGUACGAUCGGGUCUAAAAUGUACUUCAUACAAGAAGGCAUAGUCGAUAUCGUGAUGGCGAACGGCGAGGUCGCGACCUCGCUGUCCGAUGGCUCGUACUUCGGCGAGAUCUGCCUGUUGACGAACGCGAGGAGGGUUGCCUCGGUCCGCGCCGAGACGUACUGCAAUCUCUUCAGCCUCUCGGUGGAUCACUUUAACGCCGUGCUGGACCAGUAUCCGUUAAUGCGGAGAACGAUGGAAAGCGUUGCCGCCGAGAGGUAUAAGCUUUGGUUAAACAAAAUCGGCAAGAAUCCAAAUCUGGUGGCCCAUCGCGAGGAGGACCUUGGCAGCGAGUCGAAAACGAUAAACGCUGUGGUGAACGCGCUCGCGGAACAAGCUGCGCAUGCUAGCGCCAGCGAGGAAUCGGUACACAGCAUGGAGCUGAGGACCCUCCCUUGCCUGUUGCCCAGACCGAAGUCUGAAAACAAUUUUGCGAGUCAGGAGCUCUCUCGGGAGGGGCGACGAAUCUUCCACAAGAGCGACACUUUCCACAAGGACUCGUAUCAAUGACGACACUCGUUAUACUAGCAUACAGAGAGAUACUAACGGCUCCAUGAGCGACAAUGGCUGCGUCCACUGUCGAUCGAAUCGUUGGCGGCAGUUUUAAGCCUAGAUCCUGGACGAUACACUAGAAGCAGUCUAUACAUAGAUAUUCGCUAUGCCAGUAGUCCUCUAGCGAUCGAUUUCUAGCGCCUUCUUAUAUUAACCUGACGGCACGUUCCAGUUGUCCGGGAUCUAUGCGUAAAAUCGUGCGGACCAAAAAACGUAUAUCACAACGUUCUCCAAACGAUGGCACAGCCAUAUAUAAUAAAAUCUUCGUUUCGGCGUAAUCUUGUUUUUUCUCAUCCGUGGGACGUUCAACUUUGACAGCAAUAAACGAAGCAACCGACAAACGAAGAGGAGAAACACUACUAUCGAGGAGGAAAUAAUACGAUCGGAAUAAAUUUUAAUAAACUCGUGUUAAGCUCGAUAAGGGGAAGAGGAAGAAAAUAAUAAGAGAAGAAAUAGACUUCGCUGUGACAUCGAAUGGAGAACAGGGAGCCGUUAUUCCUGCCACGAGUCUUCUUCAUCGACCUAGGCGUCGCGAGUUUAUGGCGAACAGAUAAACGACGACCGAGGAUGAAGAUCUCAAACGACGAAGAGCAGGCCUAGAAAUUUAUAAAAAUGUACGUAGCCCAUCGUGGACUAAAUAGGAUAUCUUAAAACGACAGUGUUAAGCGAUGCGUAAUUUCUCUGUGAUUUUGCAAAAAGCCGUGCGUCUCGCGUUUUAAAGAGAAGGAAAAUAAGGGAGAGAGAGAGAGAGAGAGAGAGAGCAUAACCUAUACGCGAACGAUGUUAAGUAUUUUGUUUUUGUUAUUUUUUUUUCUUUUUUUCUUUUUUUUUUUUAAACAAUUAACCGAUAUACAGAGGAGAAGAAAGAAGAAACUCGUGAAACGAGGGAUAUUCACAGUUAUAAGUUUGUUAACGUGUUUUAACUUUAGCUUCGUAUCGUUGAAUAAUCCUGUGCGAAUAGUCGAAUGAAGGGAGAAAGAAUAAGAGAGAAGAGUUUGCGAUAUCUCGAAAGUUGGCAAUCGAAAGAGAAUUUCAAUGUGGAAGAUAAAAAGAGAAGAAGAGAAAAAAAGAAGAAAGAAAAUGUUUCGUUUAACAACUUAAGAUCCUCGGGAACGAAUGGAACACAUGCCAGCAGCAAUUCGGAACUCGUUUCUUCGAGUGAUAUGAUAUAUCUUCGAUGAGUAUCGUUUUAUUUUAUUGAAAACAAAAAAAAAAAAAACUACAAAAUAAAAUGAAUUGAUUCGAUGAGAAAAUAAUGGAUGAACAAUAUCGAAUUGAUUUAUAUUCAAAUCGAAGUUUUAAAACACCGUCCUGAGACGUAAACGAAAGAAAGAGAAAGAAAAAAAAUUCAACGCCACAGGAACGGAGAAAUAUAAAAGAUAUACGAAGAAUCUUUUAGGGAUAAGAAGCAAAAGGAAUCGGAAGAAGUUUAAAUCGUUUUACAAACAAACAAACAAA